AUGUCUGAGCCGGUGGCGAACACAUCUAUCAUCCUGCAAUGCAAACCGCCGGACAUUGCUCAGCAAAGCCAUUUGAGAACUUCAACACUCAUCUUCGGUUCGUUCCUCACCUGGGCGCUCUCCACCCAAUCAUCCCGUCUAGCCGAGGCGGAGCGCUACCCAGAGGCGCUGCUUGCCGCGCAAGAGUGCGUAGCUCUGCAGCGUCAUCUCGCAGAGCACGAGCUCGAAGCGACAAUCUGGCAUGAUCGUGCUCUGGUUCGGCAGUUGCAAAACCUGGCAUGGCGAUACCUCGACGCUGGUUACAAUGCAGAAGCGCUAGAAACGGACGAGGAAGCCCGCACGCUCGAGCGACGGCUAGUUAAAGACCCAUCAAGGUUGCACAUUCCCAAGCUGAAACGCUCCCAGUCCCUGAAGAGCAUUUCUGAGCUGAGUCGCUCCCUGUCCAAGAAAGGCACACAAGUGAAAGCGGGCGACCAGAGAGGGGAAGUGGGCUUGCCGAGGCAAAGGUUUGCUCUUCAUCAGAAUCUGGUCCGGAAGCAGUGCAUGCAGAUAAACUGGCACUCAUCAUUGCCCAUACACCUCCUAUGA
Molecule: messenger RNA, 588 nt
Organism: Dacryopinax primogenitus
Lineage: Eukaryota; Fungi; Basidiomycota; Dacrymycetes; Dacrymycetales; Dacrymycetaceae
Exons: 1
Coding region: 1-588 (195 amino acids)
Molecular function (GO): protein binding
Source: RefSeq, a predicted model, not a curated record